AUGGCUAUGUUAUCACCCGUGGCUGUGGUAGGAAACGCAAUCAUUUUGGCGACAAUUUGGAGAAGAACUUUUCCACGAACAACGUUUCAUAUCCUUUUGAGUGGAAUAGCAUUAAGCGAUCUUUGCACAGGACUCAUUGCUCAGCCAUGUUAUGCAGCGAGCAUUCUAAUAUCUCCAACAAAGCAUUCUAAUGUAAAGGAUAAUCCAAAGCUUGCUGCCAUCUUGCAUACCGUAGGCGAGGCAACUGCCAAUUUCUUCGUCUCCGUUACCAUUCUGACCAUAACAGCGAUGUCCAUUGAGCGAUGGCUGUACAUGUCUCGAGGAUCCUUCAUCACAUGCCGUCGUAGGUAUUUCGCCCUAAUUGUGGUGCUGUUCCUGCCUGUUCCCACUGUUGUAAUUCUGGUUUUAAUACACCAGAAUUUCCGGUAUAGAAAAAUAUAUGAAGUAAUUAUAAUCACACAAUUUUCAUUUUGCUAUACAAUCGUAUUAUUUGCUUAUUACAAAGUUUAUAAGAUCAUUCGACGUCAUGAACAGCAGAUUAAAGCCAGCGAAGUUUCAGCUCAAAGAUUUGGUCAGAAUACAAGAGAUCCGUGGCCAACAUGAUGUAUAUUUUAUUGCUGUUCUCUCUAUGUUUCACACCAUUUGCUGUGGCUGCUCCUGUCGAUUCUAGUACACAUUCGAAAGCUGGAAUGGUAGCAGGGAGUCUGUCUGUUGUGCUUGUGUUGCUCUCCUCUUCUCUCAGCCCAGUUUUGUACUUUUGGAGAAUGAGGGAUAUUCGGAAUAGUCUGAAGCAACUGUUAACAAUACACAGAUAGAAGAACAAUUUAAAUGACACGAUUUUAUUUCUAUCAUUCCUUUUCAACUACAUUAUGCUACAAUUUGAUGCUACCACAAAAGUUGUGUUUCCGCAUAUAUAUAUAGUCCAUCUGCCUGAUUUAAUGGCAGCGUUUAUUAAAAGGUGCGAGAAAAACGUGAAGGGAUUUGUAGAUGAUAAAGAUUGUCCUCGUAACUGUAUGAAAAGCAUUAGGCAUAGUUUAUUCUGAGUUUUUUCGUUUCGUGAUGUAAUGAACACGAGGAACAGAACGAAGAAAAACUACCAUGAUAUUAUUCAAAGUAUUUACAUGAUGUUUCCUUGUCUCUUAAAGCUAAUUUGUAGAGUUAUCCUGUCGAGUCACAGUAAUGAUAACAGUAAAUAUAUAAUCACAAUGCCAAGGUACAAAAUAAAAUGAAACUGUUUUUAUUUAACAAAAACUCUGCCCUGAUGGUGGUUCUUGCUUGGCAUGAUGUUUGGCGUUUCGUGAAGCUUGAUAUUUCUUACACAGCUUUUGAGAAUGAAAUGAAGGUUCUGUUUAUAUGAAAAGCUCAGUUUUAUAUGCACUCUGACUGGUUCAUAGAUACAUAUCAUCUAUUGGAAGGCAGACACAUAGCUGACACCACUAUUUACAAUAUUUUGCUUUGUCAUCAUACAAAACAAAUAGCUUCCAUGUUGCCGUUAAUCUGAACAGUAGUAGAUCACAGAAGACGUCAAAAUGUGGUAAGAACAUCAGUGACAUACUCGGCUACUUCUCGUCAGUGAACCACGUUUUUGUUCUAAUCUCCUUUUGGAGUCAUCAGUGGUUUAUCACUUAACACGCCUACGGCAACAGGAAUUCUAAUGGUCAUACAUUUCACAGUAAGUUUUAGAAUUGAAGUUUAGUAAUUGGACAUGUUGAGCUGGCUUACGUUUCGUUUGGGUAUUAGCGCAUUGCUGCAGUCCCAGAUCCCUUGUAUUGUGUUCAAGGAACUCGUCACAACCGAAAAUGUCUCUAAAGCCUUUUCGAAAGGACUCAUUAAAUACCGCGUAGACAAAAGGAUUUAUUGCACUGUUGAAUAUCUUCAACAAAAUGAUAAAAGGAAUCAGCCAUAUUGGUGCUUUCAUCACGAGCUGCUCAGCAAAUGGAUGCAGCCACGAAAAAACAAAUUGUGGCGCCCAACAUAUAAAAAAGAUGACUAUCACUGUAAUCAUCAUAAAUGUGACUCUUCGCGCCGUGUGAUUUGCUAUUUGCUGUUGCCGGGCGUUGAACUCUCCAGGGACCUUCCUUUUCCAGAGACGAUAGCUGAUCAGGGGAUAAAGAACUGACAUUAACGUAAACGGCAGUAGAAAACAUGACGCAAGUAUCAUGGAAUUGGCAUGAGAUAUUGUAGCACUACACGUAGUGUUCCCUGACUGAUUGGGUAUUUCAUCUAUUUCCAAAAGAGUACCAACUGGCAGCAGAAAGGACGUUGCCCAUAUGACCGGGAUGGUUAUUUUGGUCCAUUUUGACCAAGGCUUGUGUUUCAAGGGUCGACUGACUGCCAUGAAGCGAUCUAUUGUUAUACCAACCAAGCUAAAAAUACAUGCAAGAAAGGAAACCAAAGCAAUGUACAGGCUUGUUUUACAUAACACUAUUCCAAAACUCCCGAGGGGCCAAACUGAUCCAAAGAGCAAAUAUCUAAUUAACGUGGCACCAGUCCAAGUCGAUAUCACCAAAUCUCCGCACGCCAUGUUGAGUAUCAGCAGAUAAGUAGUAGACUUCAUGUUUUGGUUUUUCCUAACAAUGUGAAUGACCGACGAGUUACCAACGAAGGAGAAAAGAAACAGCACACCCGUCAGGAUCGAGAAUGCUACUCUGGAACUGAGAGAAUAGUCCAGUAACCCUGCUGGAAAAAAAGUGUAAAGAUGAACAUAAUCAAUUCUGGAAUGAUAAUGAUUCUGAGAUCUACUAAGAUUUGAAAUAAAGUUAUCGAAAGACGUUUUAAACUUUUCAUCGAACGUUACUAGAAGUAUUAAUCUCUUCUCAUACUGAGAUACAAUUUAUGAGUCGACUUUGUAGCCGAUCGAGCGAAGAAAGAUCUUGAUGAUAUUCUAAGGAUCUCAUGUGACACAAGUCAGUACAGCUUGAAUCAGCAAUGCCGAGAGUGAUCUAUGUGGUUGGGGAGCUCUGGAAUAUUCUGAUCCUGAAAGUACCUUAAGUGCUCCUUGUUUUUGUCCUAGAUUAAAACUAUCUAGCAGAAGACAUACCACAUAGGGUCUGUCAUAACUGUUACAAAGAGUUAUUGCUCAUAGUUUUUUUCCCAUUCUCUAGACAUAAUGACAUUCACAAUGAAAAACAGAGUAUAAUUUUCCGCUCAAAACUUCACUCGAUAUUAAUUGUGGGAAUGAUUUUCACAGAGUUCGAUUAAUAUCUUCUCUUAUCUUCAGUUUUAACUUUUUGGGUACAUAAAGCAGAUAUACUUACAAAGAAAAUGAAAUAAUCAGUUCUCGUCCAAUUUUUUUUGCAUUUCAAAGCUAAAACCGAACCAAAUUACUUUCGCUUUACUCUGCUACCAAAUUUCAGAGGAGAGUGACUCUUCCAAGAGUAUUAUUUUUCACCGUACCCACUGUCGACGUACUUUUGUUGCUCAUCCUCAACACCUUUUCUGCUUGCUUCUCCUACUUACAGAAUUAGAUAUUUGUGGGCUUCUGUGUACUUAAUUCUUUCCCUCGAAUCCUUUCCUAUAAUCAAUAUGCUUGUAAAUUGACCCGGCGGGAGCUUUUAAUUGACUUCAGGUUGUAUUGUUUGCCAAGUAUGGUGUGAUGUUGCAUCUCAAACCACGUUGAACCUUAUCUAAUUUAAGCGACGUCAAAACUGCGAAGGCAAGAUUUACGUUGCAUGCAAUUCUUUAGUAAAUAAAACAAUGACGAAAAUAAUAGAUUAUCUUUGGGACUUGGGCUUUGUUUUAGAAUGGUUUGAAGUUGAACAUUCAUCUGUCAUGGUAAACUACACCACACUUAGUAUAAUUAAAUGGUCUGUGAAAGUUUUAUGCGAAUACAAAAGCUUUUCUAUAGACGUGUGUUUAUUCAUGGUUAACAUUUCUAUUGCCCCUACAGAAGCUAUCCCCGCUGAUAUUACUGAUUGCCUUCCAGAAAUAUAAUAUUGAGACGCGUUAGUUUUAAUGCUGGUGACUGACAUCUAGCAGAGUUUUGAACUUAUUUAAUUAUUCAUUCGCACAGAAUCCUUCUGUAAUAAAAAUUGAUUUGCUUAGGGUAAUUGGAUCACGGCUCUGUGAAAAAUUAAUCAACAUUAUUUUGCAUAUGAAAGCAAGAUUGCACCUGUCUUCGAUACGCAAAUGCACCCACACGCUACAUAUGAUCUUCUUGUGUAUUACAACCUGUUCCAGCCGUCCUACAGUUACUGAGCAAGUUUUUAAAUAAAAUAAAUAAGCUUCUGGAGGCCGAAAAGGAAAAGGCCUUUUAAGGCCUGUUUUGUCUUAGGCUCGAAACAAGACAUUUAUUUGAAACUUAAUACUUAAAAACUUAAUUAAAAAAUUUCUGGUCGGCUAAUCAGUUGAUGAGAUAUGAAGAUAAGAGGCUAUUGUAUUGGGUGCUUAUUCCGUGGUACUAAAUCUUCCCGGCUGUCAUGGAUAACAUAACCUCAUUAAAUAAUUGUGAAUUUCCUUGAGUUGCUUUUGCUCGUCGACUGCGUUUUAGGACGGUCAAUAAUAUAUUCAUAUAUGUGGAAACAUGUUUUUAUGAAUAUUGUUAGGCAAUAAAGAGAGGUGUCUUUAAAACUGUUUUCACUGGUAGAUUCCCGUUGUCUCUAGCGCAAGACAAAGAAAGCAAAAUCUUUGUUUCGAACAGGAAUCGUACGUCAGAUCUUCGGAUUCCGUGCUCUGUUACUGUACCAGUAACCGGUAGGAAACUCUUUGGUUAGCAAGAGUCAUCACUAGGUUUAUUCAUGUUAGGCAACAGCUAUUCCGGUUUUAAAAUUGAUCAUCGGCAGAUCAUGGACCUGGCAGGAAUAACUUAUUUAAUUGCUUCUGCCUAACAGCUGCUUAAGGCCAGUACGAAUAUCUCUCAUCCUCCAAACAUACAGGCCUGGGUUGAGUGUAGAAGACAAAAAUAUAAGCACCAUUGACACUUUCUCAGCAGCGAAGGCUCUUUCUUCAUAUUUGGAAUCAAGAGUAAAUUUUAGGGGGGCUGCAACAAUGUAAGGAAUGAAACAGACAGAAAACAAAAUCAAAAUGUACACCAUGGUAGCCACAGAUUUCUUGUUCUUUGAAAAGUCUAUGGUGGGUUGACCAAAAUUCUGAGACCCCCAAUGGGCACGAAUUUGUUGUUGGUGAUGGCGUAGAAUACGGUAAACUUUGAAAUAGCUGAAUAAUGUCACAAGAAAACAACACGACAUCUCUACGGCUGUAGUUACAGCAAACACAUAUUCAUACGCCGGAUCUUUAUGGUUAGCUAACACGCGAAUAACAGUUGCUGGAAUUGGGAGAAAAAAGACCAUGAUAAGGAAGAAAUAUCUACGACGUGAUGCACUAAAUGAUGUUUGAGACAUAUACAGCCAUCGUUCAACGGACAUCAACGUUAUGAUAAUAAGUGUUAUGGCAAUGAAGUAUGCACUGCUGCUCUCGCCAAUUGUACGAAUGUUUAUCGAAUUUGUUAGACACGACGCAGCGAAGAAAGGUUGGGCAAGAAGUCCUGUGAAAAAGUCAGUUAACGCCAGUCCGCUUAAAAGAACAUGGAAAGAAGUCCUGGUAAAAGUUCUUUUCCAAAUGGUGGCCAAAAUCAGUGCAUUAGCAACCACAGCCGAUGGUGAUAAAACAGCAAUGAUGACUGAUGUAGACAGAUCAACUGAAUUGAGGAAAGAAACCGGGUGUUCUCUGCUACAAUCAUCUGAACUAAAAUUACCAAACUCUUGGUAUCGAGAAGUACAAUUCUUGUUGUCUAACAUGUUGUAUUGCGGUGCUAUGGUGCAUGGAAAAGACCACCUCAAAACCUUUUCGCCGAAAGUAGUUAAUUAAUAAGAUUUAUCAAUUAGAGUUCACCUUACAAGUACUGGUAAGUUUUUGACAUCGCCAAGCUGUUGUUAGAUUCCGUGUAACUGUUCACUCAAAACGCAUUAUAUGGACCAUCUUAGGGUCUUUUCCAAAUGUCGUAUGAUAACCUAUUUAUUACCUGUGCUCGAAUGUGUGUGCAGGUUUUCAAUUACUUAAACUGCAGUGUCACGAGCCAAAAAUAUCCCCUAAGCUCAUUGGAGAGUUUUAUAUCUAUAUCGCUCUUCAAGAUAAGUUAUACAAAUGCUGUCUAGUUGCUUAUAUCAAAUUUGCGUCUUCUAAAAUCCAUGACAAAAAGAUAAAGCAACUUUUUAUCAAGAGCCGCAUGAGGGCGACAAGCAGUAAUUAAGAAGCUCUAACUUCUGUCAUAAAAUUGCGAGGAAAGGGAUAUUUUUUGGAGAGUUCUUCGGAUUAAUUUAGAGCAAAAAGCGCUGUUCGUACUGGCUUAAUCAACAGAAAAUUAAACAGUUACUUCUGUUUGUGUCUUUGUGCUACUCUUUAAAUUAAACGUUAUUAGAAGGUGCACUCCAAAAUUUGGUGUUGUGAAGAUUUUCUCCGAAGGAUCCUCUCUUUAUUUCAGUUAAUGUGCAGCCCAGCUAAAAGUUUGUCUUUUUUCAUUCGCGGACAAGUCAAGUCGAUGAUAAAUCUUGAUGAUAGAAAAACCCGCUGUUUAUCACUUGAUAAUAUUUGUGUUGUUAUUGGAGGGUCUCAAUGGGGCGGUUACUUUUAUGGUUUGAGGUUAUCGGUUGUAGUUUCGGCCAUUUGUUGUUUAUUUGUUCAUUUGUUUCUUUACGGUUAACUUUUUAUGACGAGUAUCGGUUACAGUUUGUCAAUUUUUACGCCUGACGGCUAAAUGUUUCGGCGGUUUUACGGAUAUCAGUUAACCCCGUUGAGAACCUCCUAUUAACUUUUAGGUUAAGUGCUGAUUAUAAACGAAAAAUGAAGCUGCCUGAUCUUAAGUUAGAUAACUAAAGCCACUGAAUCUUUAAAAUGAUGUUAAAAUACAUUUUUCAGAAGACACCAAAAGAUGGUUGUAACGUGUCCUUGCAAGGCAUGAUUAUGAAGUGUACUCGCAAUGCAUGACUGUCAAGCGUCCUAAACAUAGAACGGUUUAUCAGGCACGAUUGCAAAGUAACGUUAAAGUAAGUGACUGUUUAGUUAACGAUGAGCAAUAAACAAUGAGCUAUACUAACACAUCGCCAUGGGGGAGGCUUACGUGAUAAUUACAAUUAAAAUUAACAACUUUGUGACUAAAGUAAUUUCAAAAUCAAUCGACAGUUUAAAUGUUUUCUUUUCCCUUAAACUCUGGUAUAUUGCAGCUGUAAAGGCAGUCGCUGAGCCACCCUACACUCAACACAGCGGCGCAACUCAAGUGGUUUGGAGUUCACCGCCUUGACUGCAAGAACUGCUCUAGGAGCUGACCUCUAAAUCUGUGCUUAAAACCUACGACUGACUUACGAAGGUUAAUGAAAUCGCCUAAUUAGUUCGAUAAGAAAACAAUUCUUAAUCAAAUUGAUUUGAUUUGAUUUGAUCUGCCCAGCCAGAAUCGGUUUUAAAAAGUGGAAUAUUUGGAAGCCGAGAUCCACGGGUUGUCUCAGAGUUAUCUCACUUCUUAAGCGUUCUCAAAUGCCUGAUUGCAAAGUUUUACUGUACCUUAGUUGAAUGAGUAAUAAUGAAAUGUCCUUAUAUCGGAAUGUUGGUGGAAGAGUAGUUCGAAAACCACGCGCAUGUGCAAACGGGAGGCGCCUGGUGUCUGAUCAGGAACAGUUUUUUUCACUCUCUGAGACUCUGUCUCUUUCUUCUCUAAAAUUCAGCCCUAAGUACACGCUCUUAACCCUUUCACUCCCAAGAUAUCAAAAGUAAUUCUCACAGUCUUACAUACAAUUCUCAAGAUGUUGGUUCGGAGAAUUUGGUAUUGGAUCAAUUAAUAAUCCUGUUAUUGGUAUUUUUUCUUCAUUCUCCUUAAUAGUUCGCUUGACAAUAUUGCUAUAGUAAGGAGAAAUUCUGUCUUGUUCACAGUUAUGGGAGUUAAAGGGUAAUUAAAUGCCGUAUGUAGGCAUGUUUGGACUUACGGGACAACUGACCUUGGAAGAGUUCACAUAUUUUUAGAACGUUAACCAAAACAAUCUCACGUAACAUUCGAAAUGAACAACAAAAUACUUGAAAAACAAGCAAUCUUCGAGGACUAAAACCUAGACAAAACUUCCCGUUGAGGACUCUAAGAAAGAUCAAGGACAAACCCAAACACGACAAGCGAUGAAGAUUAUCGUACUAGAAUUAAGUCAUUAUACAAAGGUGAAGGACACAUCAUUCAAAGGGUAAAAAUGAAUGUAUGGUCUUGCUACUCAUAACAAACCAAGGCUCGCAAGACUAGCAUCAGGAUUUCAAAAUAAUCCAACAGGCCUAAACAAUUCCCAAGAAUUUUGCCCAACCGUGUGUUUGCGAGUUACGGUAACUCGUGAACACACGGUUGGGCAUCCCUCUGCGAUUGAGGGCCAGACUGCUAAUAUCUUGUCUCCGUGAACGGGACUUUGAGCGCGAUGCCCUAUGAGUUCGCUAUUAAUUUAUGAAAGGUAUCUGAUGAUUCUCUUGGCCGCGACGAAACGCCGCAUCAUGCCAGCCACGAAUUUUUCACAAGUAAGUGGUUCAUAACACUAAAAUGCACAAUUGAAAAGAAUCCGCACAAUGCACAUGUAAUAGCUGAGUGACAUGAAACGACCUAUGAUGGAAAAGCAAGAUCUAACUGCUGCUGCUAUUGGCAGAUGGUUUUAGCCUAAUGAAGCUUUUAUUAAGGGUAACCUAAUUUGUCGAAAUCAAACACAAUUUUUUCAAGGUGUAACGGCAGAGCGAUAGGGGAUCAUUGAGUUUUUUUCUAUAUAUCGUCUUCACUUAUAAUUUUAGUAAUUUUUAUGCCGAAAAGCAAAACAAUAUUAUUUGCGAAUAAUAAUGUCUUGCUUCCAUCAACACAGAAAGAAUAACGUAAAUGCUCCGAAAAACUUUAAUUAAGAAACUGCUUAAAGGAAAUGUUGAUACCUUAUUUACCCAAGUCAUUGUUUGAGGCUAAAAAACCUGUGAGCAAAUAAAAUAAAAAUGCAAAUAUCAAUCAAGCUUUAUUCGUUCCAACCUUUUAAAGCUUGCUUAUCUUGAACACAUGGACAGAAUUUGGAUUGUUUCGUCUUUUCCUUCAAGGUUUCAGAUUCGUGCAUGAACACUACAAAAAUAUAUUUUUACGAUUCCCUUCAGAUUCAAUCAUCUCGUAGCAAACUUUGAUUUUAGUAUCGCAGCAUGAUCUAGUCGAGUUGAUAUGACGAACAACACGACUCUCUCUUGUGAAGAAAGGCUUGUUUCUCUUACUACUUCUAACGAUGAUGACUUCAGAACGAAACAGGUCUCUCUCUCCACCUCUAUCAUUGUUGCUGCUUUGUCACCAGUCGCUGUAGUGGCAAAUUUUCUGAUUUUGGCGGCAAUUUGGAAGAGGAACUUCUUGCGUACACCAUUUCAUAUCCUGUUGAGUGGAUUGGCGUUUAAUGAUUUGUGCACAGGACUCAUUGCUCAGCCUCUGUACGCUGCAACGCUUUUGAUUUACUCGAUAAGCUCGACAGUAAUAUGUCAAACACCAGUGCUUGUUAUAACGAUACGUACAAUCGGCGAGAGCGCUGCAGUUGCCUUCAUUACCAUGACGAUUCUAACCAUCGCAGUGAUGUCCAUUGAAAGAUGGCUCCACAUGUCACGGCGAUCUCUCAUAACAUGGCAUAGCGGAUGUCUCACCGUCCUCAUCGUGUUGCUUUUUGGGAUACCUAUGGUUGUUGUUCGGAUUUUAGAGAAUAAUCAUGGACGGACAACGAGAUUACUUUUCAUUGCCCAGAUUUUGUUUUGUUAUCUAAUCACAAUAUAUGCACAUUUCAAAGUUUACCAAAUCAUUCGCCUACAUAAGCACCAGGUCCGAGCGAGCACAACUUGUCAUAAUUUUGGUCAGCCGGCGAUAGAUCUGACGAAGUACAAGAAAUCGAUAGCAACUAUGAUUUAUAUUCUCUUGCUGUUUUCUAUUUGUUUCGUGCCUUAUAUUAUCUCCACUGUGAUGUACUAUGGAGUUAGCAGAAUGACUUUGGAAACAUAUUUUUCCUUUAGAGUAUCUGUAGUGUUUUUAUUUCUGUCUUCGUCUCUCAACCCAGCGCUUUACAUUUGGAGAAUGCGAGAUAUUCGUCAUGGAGUUAAGCAGCUACGUGACUGUUUUGUUUUUUAA
Pocillopora meandrina is the source of this 10081-nucleotide messenger RNA. NCBI's taxonomy places the organism in Eukaryota, Metazoa, Cnidaria, Anthozoa, Scleractinia, Pocilloporidae. The record is from the annotation of a GenBank genome assembly.